Messenger RNA from Emiliania huxleyi CCMP1516, 1509 nucleotides. RefSeq lists its product as hypothetical. Lineage: Eukaryota; Haptophyta; Isochrysidales; Noelaerhabdaceae. The record is from RefSeq and is a predicted model, not a curated record. The transcript has a single exon. Gene Ontology annotation, molecular function: GTP binding. Bases 1 to 1509 code for a protein of 502 amino acids.
AUGAGGGGUGUUGCGCGCGGCAGGGCUGACGGCAGCGACGGGGCGGCAGUGAGCGAGGGAGACGCCACACGAACUGAAGCAAAAUCAGGGAAGGGAGACGCUGAAGCGUGCCUCAAUUGCGAUCGAUCGACUUCGCUUGGGCCGCCCUUGGGUCUUUCCUGCUUCAGCGCCGGCUCGUGCGACCUUGGGCUCGCUAACCUCUUUCGCGGCAUGGGCGGUGUGAACUCGGUCGUCGAGAAAGAGAAGCUGGCGUGGGCAAAGGACCACGACCUGAACACCGACCACGACGAGCGCGAGAAACUGCUGCCGCUGCUCGACAACUUUCCCAUCGGCUCCGAGAUUCAGCUUUGCUGGCAGCUGAAGCAAGCCGGAGGUGGCUUCAUCGAGUACGAGCACUUCUUCAUCUCAAACAAAAAGUGGAUCCUCGAGUUCGGAAGCGGCGAUCCGAUGAAUAACACCGUCACCGUCCACGGCAAUUCCCGCAAGAACUACUGCACCAAGGAGAACAAGGUGCUCGUGGACAAGGGCGUGCGCGACCGCAUGGCACACGUCCUCGGCAUGACCAACUACUCGCUCCUGCUGCGAAACUGCGAGCACGUCGUCAACUAUGUCGCCUACGGCCGGUGGACGAGCAUGCAGACUGUCGGGCAGGGGCACAUCUCCUCUGCUCUGAUCGACUACAUGACUGACCAGAGCCACCGGUCCAUUCGCAACACGCUUCCGAAGCAGCUGCAAGUCAACGACCGCGGCAUCGCACAGCCACCGCUCUAUCCCGGCGUGUCGCCGAUCGUGGCGUACUCGCGGUCAGAGCAGUCUAUCCAGAUCGGCGACGAUUCGGCGUACAACGUCCUCGUCAUGGGCCCGACGGGCGCUGGCAAGUCGAGCAUCAUCAACCUUUUCUUCAACAAAAAGAUCUGCGAGUCCGAGGACUCCGUGGACUCGGUCACGAGGAACAUCGAGUUCCACGUCGGCCGUGGCGAGUGCGUAGUCAACGGAGUGCGCGGCGUCCACGACAUCAACCUCAUCGACAGCAUCGGCUUCUGUGACUCGGAGCUCUCUAGCAAGGAUGUUGUCGCGUUGCUCAAGCAGCAGGUUCUGGGAAACGUGGGACGCAUCCAUAAGGUGUUGGUGGUGACUUCGGGCCGCAUUCGCAAGGAGGAGGAGGAGUCCAUCAAGCAGAUGCUGAAGUGGCUAGGGUAUGAUCCCUGGUGGGACAAGGAGACCAAUUUCUCAUUCAUCUUCGUCUACACCAAGACCGACGGGCAGUCCGAUGAGCAGAAGCAACGCAACCUGCUCAAGAUGUGCGAGAGGCUGGACAUACGGACAACCGCCCUCGUUAACACCGCCACCAACGAGCAAGAGAUGAAGUUCAUGGCAGUGGCCUUUCCUCCGACGGCGCCCUUUCGCGAAAUCGAGAACGACUACAAGUGGCUGCAGAAGGUGAUCUUCACCACGGACGCUGUCACACAGCCCAUUCCGGUGCAACGGUCGAUGUGCGCAAUCAUGUGA